Myotis davidii is the source of this 1269-nucleotide messenger RNA. It is a transcript of the gene RBM3, whose product is annotated as RNA binding motif (RNP1, RRM) protein 3. Lineage: Eukaryota; Metazoa; Chordata; Mammalia; Chiroptera; Vespertilionidae. The transcript is spliced from 6 exons. Gene Ontology annotation, molecular function: ribosomal large subunit binding; RNA binding. Bases 383 to 760 code for a protein of 125 amino acids. Gene Ontology annotation, cellular component: spliceosomal complex. Gene Ontology annotation, biological process: regulation of translation; positive regulation of mRNA splicing, via spliceosome. The record is from RefSeq and is a predicted model, not a curated record.
UGGUCGUUGUCAAGGACCGGGAGACUCAGCGAUCCCGGGGUUUUGGCUUCAUUACCUUCACCAAUCCAGAGCAUGCUUCAGAUGCCAUGAGAGCCAUGAAUGGAGAGGGGGUGGAGGGCAGCGGCAGACAGAGCCGGGCUGCCUGGGAGGCGACGACUGGUCCUGCAUGAGGCCGAGAAGCCACCUGUGGAUGGUUGACGUGCCCUGGGCUUAGGUAGUAGAGUCUGCAGAUCUGCGGGCCUGGCCCGGAGAGGACCUCGUGAGUCUUCUGGGAUGGACUCUGAAGCCUCAAACCAAGAGAGGUGUCUAUCUAGCCCUAAUAGUUGGGCAGCUUAGAGGAGUGGGGAGGAGAACUCACCUGAGUUCAGUCAAGAUUCUCUGGAUGGUCGCCAGAUCCGUGUGGACCAUGCUGGCAAGUCUGCCCGGGGCAGAGGAGGUGGCUUUGGAGCUCAUGGGCGUGGUCGCAGCUACUCUAGAGGUGGUGGAGACCAGGGCUACGGGAGUGGCAGGUAUGACAGUCGGCCUGGAGGAUAUGGCUAUGGAUAUGGAAGAUCCAGAGACUAUGGUGGCAGAAGCCAGGGUGGUUAUGACCGCUACUCAGGAGGAAAUUACAGAGACAAUUAUGACAACUGAGAUGAGGCAUACCACACCUAAUGUAGAUACACAAAACACAAGGAAUAAAACUUCUGAUCCAGGAUCGUCCUUCCAAAUGGCUGUAUUUAUAAAGAGUUUUGGAGCUGCACUGAAACAACUGUUUUAGUAUGUCAACUUCUAUUUUUGAAUUGAGCUCCCAAGGUAGCUUGUUAAAGACCUUUUAGAAAGCUCCAUCUGUUUUUAUUUUUUUCUCUCCCAUUUAAAGACAAAUUCUGGAACAUUUAUAGAGUCUGGAAUUUUUCCUUUUACCCGUUUUUUGUUUUAAGUCUGAGCUCUCAGGAGUGGUCCUGGCCAAAAAUUGAAAAUUUUGGCCAGACUGUCUCCCCCUCCCCCACAAAUAAUGUGCAUCUAAGAGACAUUUUUUAAAACUUGUAUACAGUGUUUAUCAUGGUUAAAAAGCAAUUUCCAGAUAUAAUUGCAAUAAAUCAAGAGCCUGGUUACUUGGAUUUUUUUUUUUUUUUACUGAAGAUUACUGCCCUGAUUAUAUAGAACUUUCUUAAAAUAAUUAUGAAUGUCAUUUUUUUAAUACUGGAAGAAAAAAUAUUCUGUUGUGUUUCAUGUAGUGUUUAGGAUGUCUUUCAUGGAGCUGAUUAAAAAAAUGAUACCUAAAAAAUU